UCCUCCCAGUCUCUAUAAAGAGAAGGCGGGCGCCGCGCUCAGUUGCAAUCUCCGCUCGGCGCAUCGGAUCCGUUUCCAUCGGAUUCUGCAGAAACUCCUGUGGUUCCCUCCCCGCGACAGCCAAAAUGGUGAAGCUGAUCGAGAGUAAGGAAGCUUUUCAGGAGGCCCUGGCCGCUGCAGGAGACAAGCUUGUAGUUGUGGACUUUUCUGCCACGUGGUGUGGACCUUGCAAAAUGAUCAAGCCCUUCUUUCAUUCCCUCUCUGAAAAGUAUGCCAGCGUGGUGUUCCUUGAAGUGGACGUGGAUGACUGCCAGGAUGUUGCUGCAGACUGUGAAGUCAAAUGCAUGCCAACUUUCCAGUUUUAUAAAAAGGGCCAAAAGGUGGGUGAAUUCUCUGGCGCUAACAAGGAAAAGCUUGAAGCCACAAUUACUGAAUUUGCCUAAUCAGGCCCUGAAAAAUGUAACCAGCUGUUUAAACUUGUAACUUUUUUAAUUUGAAAAAAAAAAAAAAUAAUAACUAUGAAGUGUGGAGAGUCUAUACCCAACUGCCAUCUGAUUAUAAAUGACAAUAAAAUAUUAAUUCUACCCUUUUUAAAA
Messenger RNA from Psammomys obesus (fat sand rat), 596 nucleotides. Its product is annotated as thioredoxin. Lineage: Eukaryota; Metazoa; Chordata; Mammalia; Rodentia; Muridae. The coding region runs from base 126 to 443 and encodes 105 amino acids. Gene Ontology annotation, molecular function: protein-disulfide reductase activity. The transcript has 5 exons. The record is from RefSeq and is a predicted model, not a curated record.